AUCCCUACUGACAAUAAUAAUAAAAAUUAAAAAAUGGCGUCAGUUUCAUAGUAGGUAGGAAUUGACAUAAAUAUUGCACAAAUAUUUGAUUUUCAUUACUUUUCUCUCAAAAAGUACAUGUUUCCGCAUAUUGAAACUUUGUGUGUGUGCUUAUAAAAAUGUAAUCUUUCUGUAAAAAUACGUAUCAACACAAAACUUGACGGACGUCAAUGGAAAGUAGUACCCAUUCCCGUUUAAAAUAAUAUCUAAUUGAUGUAAAAUGAACUUUGAAACUUGUUCUUUUCUUAAUUUUAUGAAUAUGUAAUAAAUAAUAAUCUAGGUUAUGUUUUUAUUUCACAACAGCCAUAGAUACAUUUAUAUUUUCGGCUACAGAGCUUGUAGCACAGACUAAUCAUUUCAAUCGGACCUAAAAAUAAUCGGUACGUAUAAUUUAUACUUUCAUGGAUUAAACAACUUUUAUUUGUUAUGUAUAUUACAAAAUAUAUAGUUUAUAAUUUAUAACAUAAGUAAAUAUAAUUUUAAUGGGCAGGCGACAAAGAUGCAAAAAAUUGUAAUUGAAAUACAAUGCGUAACAUGGUUCAAUAGUGAUUUCUCUGUCUUGCGUAUAGCGCUGUCUCUGUUUCUCUUAUUUUGCCCGAGGUUUGCAAUCGGCUCCAUAGAGUCUUGACCCCCCCCCCCCCCCCGUGGUUACUCUACACUCCAUAAUGUGGGAAAAUUGCAAAGGCAGAAAAGUGGCAACAUUGAACCUAAAUCGCAUUAUUCGUUAUUUUAUUUCAUUUUUUUGUAUGAAAACAUAAACUAAAAACUUGAAUCGCAUUCUUUUACUACACAUUUACCCAUUUUUUGUCGCGGAUUGUUUGGCUCAUCUACGCACAUUAAACACUGUACUGAUGUUAGUUAGCUGGGCCUGGGCAUAUGGCUGUUGGCUAUGGCCAUAUAUGUGUGUGUAGUGGCAACGCUUUGGCGCGGUAAUUACUAAUCUAGUGUCUAGUGUAAUAUAUAAAUCAAUGGGGGACAGUGACGCAGGCGCAGGCCCGAUUUCGAGCUGCGUGAAGUAAGUACAGCCCGAAAAGUAUAAGUAUAAUUGGUACAACAUUUUUUGAAUCUAUCGUUGUUUAUUGAAUGGUUUGUUUAGACUAUGUAAUUUUUACAUUUUGGAUAUUUACUUCUAUGUAUCUUUCAGACGUAAGCGUACAUCACGUGUUACAAGUGGGCAGCUUGAGGCACUACUGUCCAAGCUAGAAGCUCGUCCAUUUUUAAUUACCAAAAAAUUUACUGGCCAGCUGGGCAUAGAAAACUUUGAAACGGGCUGGAGGGAAGUUGCCGACGAACUUAACCAGCUUCCCAACUGAUCCGUCAAGACGCCAGAGCAGUGGAUAACAGUAUGGAGAGACAUUAAACACCGGGCCUGCGCUAAAGCGGCAAAAUUAAGAGAAAGGACGAAGACCAGCAACCGAGGCAUCACCACUGCUCCGCUGACUCAGGCAGAAAAAAAAAUUAUAUCUUUAAUAAAUGUUGAGUACAAAUUGGGUAGCGACUGCCCUGACUCUAUGCCAGAGGAAGAAACAAUACAACAUGAGAUGGAAGCUGGGGAGGAGAUAGUAGAAAUUAUCUUUAUGCCUCAAUGUAAUGAAUACGAUUUGCUUGAGACAGAGAGAGAUCAAGCAUCACCAGCACCACAAAUUACAAGUGGCAGCAGAGCAACAGCUGUUGCUUCACCACCACCCACUGAAGAACAGGUGCAAGAAGUAACUAUGGAGUCACCAGCACCACAAAUAACAGUGAGUGGCAGCAGAGCAGCAACUGUUGUUACAUCACCACCCACUUUACGACAAGAGAGGCGCAGGAGGAUAAGGAAUCUGCAUCCUCGCAAAACUGUUGCUGAGCGAGCAAAUAUAACUCGUCGAGAUAUUUUGGCAGUCGCAAAAUCGAAUGCAGAAUCAAUGAGGAUGCUGGCAGCUGCAACUCAAGUGCAAGCAGAGGCUGCCAAAAUGCAGGCAGAGGCAGCCAAAGUGCAGGCCGAGGCGUCUCUUUUGUUAGCACAGGCUGCCAAUAAAAUAGGAGAUGCAUUAAUUUUAUUUGUAAAUAAAAAUAAUAAAUAAAUUAA
This is a messenger RNA of Parnassius mnemosyne (clouded apollo), 2107 nucleotides long. Lineage: Eukaryota; Metazoa; Arthropoda; Insecta; Lepidoptera; Papilionidae. The record is from the annotation of a GenBank genome assembly.